Molecule: messenger RNA, 655 nt
Organism: Carassius gibelio (silver crucian carp)
Lineage: Eukaryota; Metazoa; Chordata; Actinopteri; Cypriniformes; Cyprinidae
Product: asialoglycoprotein receptor 1-like
Exons: 5
Coding region: 11-655 (214 amino acids)
Source: RefSeq, a predicted model, not a curated record
CAGACUGAAUAUGUCUUAUUACGGCAAUAUAAACAUUCCUGGGACACAUGCGAUGUGUGAAGAUGAAGAGGAGAUGAAUAUCUAUGCUAAUGCGCAUGCUCAUGAUGCCACGACAGAAAAAGAGAACUCGGACACCAAGAGACACCAAACACCUCGACGCACAGGAAGCUCCAGAGCAGCUGUAGUGUGUUUGGUGCUGCUGUGUGUUCUUCUGCUGACUGCAGUCAUAGUGCUGUGUGUCCACAUCCAUACAAAGAACACAAACGAGACGAAACUCACAGAAGAGAGAGACCAGCUACUAACCACAAUCAAAGACUUUACAGCUGAAAAUAAAGAAUUAUUAUUCAAAAAUGAUAGUCUAAGGAAACAAAUUGAUGACCUACAGAAACGUCUUGGUGAAAUGGAUAAAUCCUGUCUUUACUAUUUUUCUUCUGAGAGGAAGAGCUGGACUGAGAGCAGAAAAUACUGUAUGGAGAGAGGAGCAGAUCUGAUCACCAUAAACAAUAAAGAGAAACAAGAAUUAUUUAGGAACUUGUUUGGUUAUAAUAGAGUCUGGAUUGGUCUGACUGACAGUGAUCUGGAGGGCAGAUGGAAAUGGGUUGAUGGCAGCACACUGACUUCUGGGGAUCGAUUGUGUGAGGAACAGAAACUGUAG